Messenger RNA from Triticum dicoccoides, 1206 nucleotides. RefSeq names its product cytochrome P450 87A3-like. NCBI's taxonomy places the organism in Eukaryota, Viridiplantae, Streptophyta, Magnoliopsida, Poales, Poaceae. Bases 1 to 1206 code for a protein of 401 amino acids. Gene Ontology annotation, molecular function: heme binding; iron ion binding; oxidoreductase activity, acting on paired donors, with incorporation or reduction of molecular oxygen. The record is from RefSeq and is a predicted model, not a curated record. Gene Ontology annotation, biological process: brassinosteroid biosynthetic process; multicellular organism development; sterol metabolic process. The transcript is spliced from 6 exons.
AUGGGCAUUUUUGUUCCUCAAUACAUAGCUUUGUGUGGAGUUACACUUGUGAUUGGAUGGCUUGUACAGUGGGUAUACAAAUGGAUUAACCCGGUUUGCAACGGGGUUCUUCCUCCUGGCUCCAUGGGAUUCCCUGUGAUUGGUGAGACCUUGGACUUCUUCAAGGCAAGCCCUUCCCUAGACAUCCCUGACUUCUACAAACUAAGGAUGAAAAGGUACGGCCCGAUUUUCAAGACAAGCUUGCUGGGGCAGCGUGUGGUUAUUUCCACCAACCCGGAGAUGAAUCGGUUUAUCCUCCAGCAGGAAGACACAUUGUUCCGUAUUUGGUUCCCACGGGCACCGGCAAAAAUAUUCAGGGAGAAGAGCCUGGAAGCCUUCCAUGGCAAAACCCACAAGUUCAUCCGAAGAUGCGCCCACACGCUGUUGGGUAUCCAGACUCUCAAAGAUGUGCUCCUUCCUGAGAUGGAGGCCGCUGUGAGAGAGCGCCUUGCCGCAUGGGCCACCAAGCCGAGCGUCGAUGUGCGCAGCGGUGCGCCCGACCUUCUGUUUGAGCUGGUGAUGAAGAAGUGCCUUGGUUUUGAUUCCACCAAGUCGGGACAACUGCGGAGCACGUUUGAUGUGCUUUUCACAGAGCUCUUAUCCUUUCCGAUAUAUUUUCCCGGGACAUCAUUUUACCGAUGCAUGCAGGCAAGGAAAAUUGUGCAGAAGACAGUCCGGGACACGUUGGCAGAGAGGUUAAGUGCACCAAGGAAUAAACAUGGCGACCUCCUUGACAUAAUUAUCGAAGAGCUGCGGGCUGAAGAGACAUCACUAAGUGAGAAUUUGGCUGUUGAUAUUGUCUCAGCGUUGUUGUUCGGCAGCGUCUUCACGCUAUCAGGAGUCAUCGCUGUAGCAUUCAAGUCACUCCAUGACAACCCAGACGUUGUCCAUGCCCUCGAGGCCUACUUUGCAAAGUGGGGACAAGAUGGCAUAGUUGACCUUAAACAUGAACUCGAGCAGGUGCUCAUAUACGGAUUUACUCGUGUGAUACGCGUCGGCCGUGAUGCCGAGGCGCUGCCGGAAGCACCGCCACCAACGCCACCACCGGCCCGCACCACCACAAUGCUGCCCGCCGCUCGGCGCCACGCCACCAUCGCCGGCCUGCUCAAGAGCGCCGUCGUACUUCCACGCCCGGCAUCGAGCGCCGCGCCCUGCCGCGAGAUCUGA